Messenger RNA from Mugil cephalus (flathead mullet), 932 nucleotides. It is a transcript of the gene gch2, whose product is annotated as GTP cyclohydrolase 2. NCBI's taxonomy places the organism in Eukaryota, Metazoa, Chordata, Actinopteri, Mugiliformes, Mugilidae. Gene Ontology annotation, biological process: tetrahydrobiopterin biosynthetic process; tetrahydrofolate biosynthetic process. Gene Ontology annotation, molecular function: GTP binding; GTP cyclohydrolase I activity; zinc ion binding. Gene Ontology annotation, cellular component: cytoplasm. The coding region runs from base 117 to 821 and encodes 234 amino acids. The record is from RefSeq and is a predicted model, not a curated record. The transcript has 6 exons.
GAGACUGAUGCGCAACCGGCCGGCUUUAAAAGCAGCGGGAGCAGCACUUACAAACCACACUUAACCUCGAGAACUCUCCUCUCCUCUGUUCCAGAGUUUAAAGAGAAAAGGCAACCAUGAACGCACACUGCAACGGAAAGGUCAGCGACGCCGGAGAGGAGUUCCACUGCAACAACAGCUUCAGCGACCUCAUCAUAGACACCAAGAAGUCCGUCGUGCACCGCAAGCACGAGACGUCCCGCAAAGAGGCCGAGGACGAGUCCCGCUUACCUGCCCUGGAGACCGCCUACACCAACAUCCUGCGGCACCUCGGGGAGGACACGGACCGGGAAGGGCUGCUGCGCACGCCGCUGCGCGCCGCCAAGGCCAUACAGUUCUUCACCAAGGGCUACCAUGAGACCAUCGAUGACAUCCUAAACAACGCCAUUUUUGAUGAGGACCACGACGAGAUGGUGAUCGUGAAGGACAUAGACAUGUUUUCACUAUGCGAACAUCACAUGGUGCCCUUCUUUGGCAAGGUUCACAUUGGGUACAUUCCCAACAAGAAAGUGGUGGGACUGAGUAAGCUGGCAAGGAUUGUGGAGAUCUACAGUCGGAGGCUUCAAGUCCAAGAGCGUCUCACCAAGCAGAUCGCCAUGGGAAUAUCCGAGGCUCUGCAGCCUAAAGGAGUAGCUGUUGUUAUUGAAGCAGCGCACAUGUGCAUGGUGAUGCGCGGCGUCCAGAAGAUGAACAGCCGCACGGUGACGAGCACCAUGCUGGGAGUUUACCUAGAAGACCCCAAAACCCGGGAGGAGUUUCUGACUCUCUCGCAGCGCAUCUAACAAAAGUUGCCUCUGUAAUCAGUAGCACACGGGUCCGCAUCUGAUUGAGAAAAAAUAAAAAAUAAAAAAAUAGCAACAACAACCUAAAGAAAAAAAGAAAAGAAAAAACAA